This is a messenger RNA of Dromiciops gliroides (monito del monte), 2253 nucleotides long. It is a transcript of the gene BYSL, whose product is annotated as bystin like. Bases 110 to 1417 code for a protein of 435 amino acids. The transcript has 7 exons. Gene Ontology annotation, cellular component: nucleolus; cytoplasm; preribosome, small subunit precursor. NCBI's taxonomy places the organism in Eukaryota, Metazoa, Chordata, Mammalia, Microbiotheria, Microbiotheriidae. Gene Ontology annotation, molecular function: snoRNA binding. The record is from RefSeq and is a predicted model, not a curated record. Gene Ontology annotation, biological process: rRNA processing.
GUCUUGUACGUCUGGGAGGCGCAGAGUAUUACGCGACGCUUGGCGCCGGCGCAGUACAAAUUCCUGCCAGUUCCCCACGUGUGUUUUAAAGGAAGGAGUGGUGGAGACCAUGCCUAAGAUUAAGGCGUCCCGCAAGGCCGGAGGUCAAGCAAAGCAUGCCCCUCUAGCGGACCAGAUCCUGGCAGGGGACUCUGUACAACCCGGAGGCCGGGAGAAACGGAGGGACCGAGGCCGCGGAACGGAGGAAGAAGAGUACGUGGGGCCCCGGCUGACCCGGCGGAUCCUGCAGCAAGCGCGAGAGCAACAAGAGGAGCUAGAAGCUGAACAUGGGUCGGGUGACAGGACGGCGCCGAAAAAGCUCACCACGCAUCUGGGAGGAGCCCAGGCUGGUGAAUCAGAUGGAGAGGAUGACGAGUGGCCAACCUUGGAGAAGGCAGCAGAAAUGGCAGGAUCAGGGUAUGACACUGAGGUAAUUGUCAAUCCUGAAGACGAGGAAGCCAUCGAGAUGUUCAUGAACAAGAACCCCCCACUCAGGCGUACACUGGCAGACAUCAUCAUGGAGAAAUUGACAGAGAAGAAGACAGAGGUGGAAACUGUUAUGUCUGAGGUGUCAGGCUGCCCUAUGCCCCAGCUGGACCCCCGGGUUCUCGAAGUCUACAAGGGUGUUAAAGAGGUGUUAUCCAAGUACCGGAGUGGCAAACUUCCCAAGGCAUUUAAAAUUAUUCCCGCUCUCUCCAAUUGGGAGCAGAUCCUCUAUAUCACAGAGCCAGAGAGCUGGACUGCAGCUGCCAUGUACCAGGCGACCAGGAUCUUCUCAUCCAAUCUCAAGGAUAGGAUGGCCCAGCGCUUCUACAACUUGGUGCUUCUCCCCCGGGUGCGAGAUGACAUUGCUGAAUACAAACGCCUUAACUUUCACCUCUACAUGGCGCUCAAGAAAGCAUUGUUCAAGACUGGGGCAUGGUUCAAAGGAAUCCUGAUCCCACUAUGUGAAUCUGGGACCUGUACCCUUCGCGAGGCCAUCAUUGUGGGCAGCAUCAUCACCAAGUGCUCCAUCCCCGUGCUGCACUCAAGUGCAGCCAUGCUGAAAAUUGCUGAGAUGGAAUACAGUGGAGCCAACAGCAUCUUCUUACGGCUGCUGCUGGACAAGAAGUACGCACUGCCCUUCCGGGUACUGGAUGCCUUGGUCUUCCACUUCAUGGCCUUCCAGACUGAGCAGAGAAAGCUGCCUGUUCUUUGGCACCAGAGCCUACUGACCCUGGCCCAGCGCUAUAAAGCUGAUCUCACCACAGAGCAGAAGGAGGCCCUGCUAGAACUUCUUCGCCUGCAGCCCCACCCUCAGCUGUCCCCCGAAAUCCGGAGGGAGCUGCUCAGCGCAACUGCCCGUGAUGUAGAAGGACCCUCUGUGAAUAUGGACUGAGGUUCCUGAGGAAAACUGCUGCUACAUUCCCCACUUCGGUGGGGAAAGGGAUGGAAGCCACGUGAACUGUUCUGUUAUUUUGUCAUGGCUCCUAGGACUGUGUGAUUUGGGGGCACCUAGAAGACAGAACUGAAGUGCUUUGAUCUCCCUGGCCAGACUUGAAUCAUAAUGGCCUAAGUGCCUGACACAACUUCCCCUGGUCCGGUUCUGUUCUAGAAGCCCUAACUUGCUCUGUGGCAUGGCGGAAGAAGUUAGCAACUGAGGCAGGUGGAUGUUGGGUGUGAAAACACACACAUACAAAAAAAAAAGCUAUGGAUUUAUCUCAUUUGUCACAUUGUCCUUGCCCUAGACCCUCCCACCCUCUCCCUUCCCCUCAACAAUCUUUAGAUAAGAAUAAGGUAUCCAUGAAGUGAGGAGAACCCUGAGACUAGAACUCAGAUGUCUUUGGUCUUAGUCACAGAAUUUUAGCUUUGGAAUGGACCUAAAUGGCCCAUCCUUUCUCUAUACUUGACAAAUGGUCAUUGACUUCUGCGUAAAGACCUCUGGAGUGGUAGCCACCAGCUCCCUAGCCAGCCUCUUUCACCUUAGGACAUUGACAUUAAAUUUGCUUCUGUGGCUUUUACCCUGGGUGCCUUGUGGGGCCAAACAGAAUAAGUCUAAUCUCCCACAUGACAGCUUGAAGACCGCUCUAUGCCACCUUCCUGCCACCCCCUGCCUUCUUUUUUCAGGAUAUAUAUUCCUUGUAAUUUCCAGUAUUUGAAGGGCAGCAUUGGACUUGUUCUGUUUAGCCCCAAGGACCAGUAGAAGUUGCAGAGAUAAAUGUAUAUUUGAAUAUC